UGACACAGUGUCCGUCGUUCGGUGUGAGUGAUGAUCGGAAAGACGCCAUGGGUUGAGGUGUGUCUGGCUCUCGGAGGUUUUGUCUUUUUGUCUACAUUUUCUGUAUGCAGCCCUCAAGACUACUACAACCAAGAACCUUUAGACUCCAACGAGCAAAGGCUACGUCAUUUCGCUAUAAGUAGAACCAAACCACUUAUUGCAAGCAGGGUAACUGGGGUUGUCAAAUGGUUCAACGUCAAGAGCGGCUAUGGAUUCAUCAACAGGCAUGAUACCAAAGAAGACGUUUUUGUUCAUCAGUCUGCCAUCAUAAAAAACAACCCGAAGAAGGCAGUGCGCAGCGUAGGAGAUGGUGAGGUCGUGGAGUUUGACGUCGUUGCCGGGGAGAAGGGCAACGAGGCGGCCAAUGUGACGGGACCAAACGGAGAACCGGUGAAGGGGUCCCCGUACGCUGCAGACAAACGUCGGAACUACCGACCCCAGUGGUACUUUGGCGCACGGCGCGGUGGCAUGAGAGGCGGCCCCCCCGGCCGCCGCCCCCGGGACAGUCAGGAAGGGUACGACAGUCCGAAAGACGAAGAGGGGGUGACAGACGGGGAGGAGCGGGGACCCCCCCGCCGCUACAGGCCCCGCCGUCAUUUCAGAGAUUAUGGAGGAUACCGUGGAGGACGGGGGGGUCGUGGUCCUGCCUCCGGAGACGAUCAGGGUGAAGGAGGGAACCAGUCAUCAGGAGGUGGUGGAGAGUACGAGGGAGGCGAGCCGAGGAGGGGGAGAGGGGGCGCACCACGCCGAUUCUUCCGCCGCAACUUCAGAGGGGGACGUCCGCCCCCGCCUCGUGCUCGUAGCUCCGAAGGCCCCCAGAACAACAGUGAGGGGGAGGGAGAUGGGGGGAGGAAGGAGAGUGGUGGGGGACGAGGCGGCCGUCGUGGUGGUUAUAACAACCGCCGCAGGCCUGCACGCAACCAUCGCAACAGUGCCCGAGACAGUGAAUCUAAACCACCUAAGUCGGAGGCUGCUGAUGCUGAACCGCCCACUGCUCAGCCUAAAGAAGCUACCCAGCCUGUACAGAACACCGUCACGGAGAGUGCUGCUUAACAAUCUUCAUUUCUUUUGUUUCCGUUAACAUCCAGUUUUUGUGUUAGUGCAUGAACUAUUUAUAUUUAAACAUUGACGGUUGAGUUUGGUUUCGUCGGGGGAUAAACUCUUUAGUUUGUGUUUUCCCUAAGGUUUGUAGUGAUCUCGGCAUCUCAUUUCGGCUCCCAAUUUAUUGUUUUAGCUUUACCGACAGGGAUUUUAUUAUUUUUUUAUAUUUUGUCCAUUGAUUUAACAAAAUGUUAGUUUUACUUUUGACACUUUUAUUGUUAUUUAAAUUUUUAUAAAGGUUUUUCUUAUUUUUAGCUAUGUUAAUUUAUUAUUGUUUGAGCGUAGGAAAUGAGAUUUCCCAGGUUCUUUGAGUAUCAACCAUAAAAUCUGUGUUUUCAUAACAUAACCUAGUCGGUUAAUUGUAAGUGCACGGCAAAGUGAGUGGCUAGGCGCAGGAGGAGGUUUGCUGUGCGCUUGCAUCAGUUGUGUCAUGUCACGCUUGUCAUCAAUGCAGGUGUUUGUGGAAACAACAGCGCGUGAAACGAAAGAAUAUUCACGGGUGGCUUGAAGGGGAACCACACCGCCGUCUGGUCAUCUGUCCGGUGUGGGAUACCAUCACUAACAUCACAUAUUACCAUUAACAGCAUGAAGUCGGCUAAAUCGGCCGACAUUGAAGAUCAAAUCUCUGACGACUGUCCGUAACCGUCAUCAAAUGUGGGUACGGACCCGUCGUCACCAGGAACUUAUUACUGCCAAUUAGUAAUAUCGAUUACUUUAAAAGCAUGUUUUACAUCAAAUGUGGCAAAUUGUCGAUAUAUCGAAUUUAAAUUAUGUACAAAAAUGUCUAAAUCAAUUUUUUCACGAAACAUUUGCAUUUUGAAUAAACAAGCCAAAAAAAUGAA
Molecule: messenger RNA, 1982 nt
Organism: Homalodisca vitripennis (glassy-winged sharpshooter)
Lineage: Eukaryota; Metazoa; Arthropoda; Insecta; Hemiptera; Cicadellidae
Gene: yps
Product: Y-box factor homolog
Exons: 9
Coding region: 31-1092 (353 amino acids)
Biological process (GO): regulation of gene expression
Cellular component (GO): nucleus
Molecular function (GO): nucleic acid binding
Source: RefSeq, a predicted model, not a curated record